CAAAUACAGUACACACAUUAAGGAGGGUUCAAUGUUUUUAAAAGUGCUUUUCUCUACGCUGAUAAAGACUGUGGAAGGACACUUGGCACCCAACGUUGAAAGCCGACUCAGAGACUGAUUCCAUUCCAAGCCAUGCUGUGUGAAGGCAGAUUGUUGAGUAUGACCUAUGGAGGGUUGGAGGAUGUGGAUCCCCUCCCUCCUCAGAGAGCUCCCCAGAGUGCUUAUGGGCUGCCUAGAGCAGCUGCUACCCUGGUGCCAGCCUCCAUCAGACACACUCCACUCGUUCAUCAUAAUUCCCCCGAGCUGACAGGUCGUACUGACAACACAAGAGAUUCAGUGGAGUUGUACAUUUCCCCGCUGCAGUCCUUGGAUCUCCACAGACAGAUCUCUCCGGAGAUAGAGAUCCCAGCUCAGGCUCACUCGGUUGGUGAUGCCCCUUUCUUGGUCCCCUCCUUCUGUCAGAGCAUCUGCCAAAAUUACAGCGACCUCCAUAUUGCAGGCGACCAGGUGCUGCCUCUCUCAACUAAUGAUGGUGAGCUCCGCCUCUGCACUGACGCCAAGGCUGUCGGCCCUUUCCUGCAGUCCUGUGACGUACCUCCGGCUGUGGAGGACUCUCUCCCGGGACGGACGUCUCAGGGUGGACUUCAGCAUCCGCUGAGAGCGGGUUCAAAUCGCUGGAGAAUGGGGAGUGCCCGUGAUCGGAGCUUUCUGUUCCAGGGGCGUGAAGGUCCAUUCUCCAACUCUCUUCUAAAUCACUAUCUGGAGCAAAAACUCAUGGAUUUGUACCAGCAAUACAUGAUGGAGAACAUGGCCAGGGAAGGAGCGCCUGGCUCAGACUCAAUGUGCCCUCUGCUGGGCUCAGAGCUGGUCCUGACCAGCCUCGACCAGAUCACUUUGCAGCUGAGUCGAGAAGGAAACCUGGAGGCCGGCCUGGCCAAGGACAUGGUCCUCAGCUGCCUGCUGCGUGUGGCUGGUGACAUGCAGUCAAGUGAGAUCAGCACUCCCUUUCUGCAGAUAUCAAAUGAAUCCUCCAGAGAUCAGCUCACAGAGAAUAAAGAGGGGUAACCCCGGUG
Messenger RNA from Centropristis striata (black sea bass), 1073 nucleotides. Its product is annotated as TLR adapter interacting with SLC15A4 on the lysosome. The record is from RefSeq and is a predicted model, not a curated record. The coding region runs from base 133 to 1065 and encodes 310 amino acids. Lineage: Eukaryota; Metazoa; Chordata; Actinopteri; Perciformes; Serranidae. Gene Ontology annotation, biological process: regulation of toll-like receptor signaling pathway. The transcript is spliced from 2 exons.